AUGGCGACACCGCUGGACAUCCGCCUCGGCCUGACCAAGCCGGAGGAUACGGCAUUCAAGCUCCGCUGGGGAAUCCUGGGUUGCGGCCCCAUCUCCUCCGACUGGUGCAAGUUUGCCGCAAGCCAUGGUGUGGAGCAGGUGGCAUCAGACUACCAAGCACUUGUGAACUCUCCUGAUGUGGACAUCGUGUACAUUGGGACAAUCACUCCUCUGCACAAGGAGCAGGUGCUGAUGGCGAUUUCUGCUGGCAAGCACGUGCUUUGCGAGAAGCCUCUGGCCACGACUGCAGCGGAUGCGGAAGAGCUCUACGCCGCAGCCGAGGCCAAAGGUGUCGCGCUCAUCGAAGGAAUGUGGACGCGCUACUUCCCAGCGGUGGAACAUGCUCGCACAGCCAUCGAACUCGGAACCAUUGGUGAAGUGCGGAUGGUGCAGGCCGACUUUCCCGAGAUCUGUUACGCAGUGCAGUAUGCCCCGCUCUUUUUCGGCACCGCCGCGCCAACGGCGGUGGUGUCGGCGGGAACUGGCAGCACGGGUGGUGGGGCCGUGAUCCACUACGACAGCCGAGGUGCCGCCGUGCUCUCCUUCCCAAGCUGGGCCUGCGAGGUGCCAGAAGUCUGCGAGGUGGGCCCUAAACCCUAA
Symbiodinium sp. CCMP2456 is the source of this 639-nucleotide messenger RNA. NCBI's taxonomy places the organism in Eukaryota, Dinophyceae, Suessiales, Symbiodiniaceae. The record is from the annotation of a GenBank genome assembly.